Molecule: messenger RNA, 2470 nt
Organism: Pelagomonas calceolata
Lineage: Eukaryota; Pelagophyceae; Pelagomonadales; Pelagomonadaceae
Source: the annotation of a GenBank genome assembly
GCUAAAGAUAAAUCACCGGCGAUUGAGCCCCGAUGGGGGGUGACACCAAUAUGGAGCUCGGGUUUCCGGCGACGCCUCUUUCAGCAGUCCCGGGGAUUUGUCCGGAGAGAGGCGUCCAGCCGGCUCGUCAACCAAGCUUCGCGUUUGGGGAGGGCAAAUUCGGGACCCUAAAAUUGCCGCUUUUGGCCGUCGUUGUGCCAAUAAGCGCCUCUACCGAGCCGCAGGCUGCUCCUACGCAAAAACUUCAUCGAUGGCGCACCAUCAGUGGGUGUUGGUGCCGGCGUAGGAGCAGCCCCGAUGAAGUUUCGGCACGCCGCGGCGGCAAAAAAGGGCUGCCCAUUUUCAUCGGUCGAGCUUCAGGGAUGGGCCGUUUUUCAAAACGCAUGCGCAGCCCGAAAGAAGUUGUUUAGGAGCUACCCGAUGAGGUUCCGACCCGCGCUGCCCGCUCCUUUUCAGCUAUUCCAGCGCUGAUAGUCCGCCAGCGGCCGCGCGGUGCGUGCCGCGAACGACGUAAACGGGGCCAAAGCGGCCACGAGGAGGACGAACGCUUCAAAAUAGGUGGUCGAGGCCCACGCAUGGUACACGAACGAAGUCCUGCGACGCUCCAUCUGCCCAGCCGGCCCUCAAAUCGCUUCAAAAUGGCAUUUCGACCUCGUUUUGGCAUGUUUUUGCCCCACCACGACCCGAAAUCCCCCUAAGCGCCGGUAAAUUUUGUCUGAAUGUACCCCAUAGAACCCACAGAGAACUACCCCGGGACUGCUGAAGCAAGGCUCAUCGAGGUCUUGCGCUAGAACCGGUUUGGGGUUGGUGUCACCCCCCCAGGGCCCUGAGCCCCGAGCACCAGAGCUCGCGGGUUUCUACGUCGACAUAUACUACAUUCGAAUGCAAGACCGAGACGUGAACGCUAGUGCAAAUAGACCAGACCGAGACAAAUUCCAGGGGCACUCUGGCAUAGUGUCGUCGGCUGGGAAAGAGGAAGUAUUCGUUAAGUGGCUCAGUGAGAAUGGCGCUAAAUUCGUUGACCGAGCGUUGCUACGUUGCUACGAGAACGAUGUACGUGGAGUUCAUGCGGCGCGCGACCUCAAAGCAGAGGAAAUCAUUAUUGAAGUCCCCUUGAAAUGUCUUAUAACUGUAGAGAUGGGCAAAGCGACCGAUGUCGGUAGGGCUGUUCUCGAGGCUGGACUUGAGCUAGACGCACCCAAGCACAUUUUUUUGAUGCUCUUUCUCCUUCUCGAUCGCUGCAACUCGGACAGCUUCUUCCGACCGUACUAUGAUGUUCUCCCCGGGAGUCUGUCUAAUAUGCCUAUAUUUUGGAAACCAAAUGAGCUCACCUGGCUUGAGGGUUCGUAUUUGCUUGUGCAGAUAGAGGAACGUAAGUGUGCCAUACAGAACGAUUUUAAGGCCAUAGUUGACGCCUGGCCUGCCUUUAAGAGAAUCUGCACUCUGGACGAAUUUUCCUGGGCACGUAUGUGUGUUUGCUCACGCAAUUUUGGCAUCGUCAUCAAUGGAGUUCGCACAUCAGCAAUGGUUCCUUACGCUGACAUGCUCAACCACUUUCGGCCGCGCGAGACUAAGUGGACCUUUGACAACACACGAGGUGCUUUUACCAUAACAGCACUCCAGUCGAUUCCUUCUGGUGGGCAGAUCUAUGACUCCUAUGGUCAGAAGUGCAAUCACCGGUUUCUACUCAAUUAUGGCUUCGCCGUCGAAGAUAAUUACGAAUGUGACGGCUAUUGUCCAAAUGAAGUUGCGCUUCUUGUCCGUCUGGCACCAGAGGAUCCACUCACUGCGCGCAAACGGCUCAUCUGGAUUCGUGACGGUGCCGUGGGUGUCAAGCGAAUCCGUUUAUGUGCAAGUGAUAAUGAAAAUUUCCGCGCAUGCCUUUCGCUCCUCCGUGUUGUGGCAGCUGAUGAAGUUGAGCUUGACCGUAUUCUCAGCCAAAAUCCCUAUGGCACGUAUCGCACAGCAUCUGAUAUCCAUGUUCCUGUUUCAUUCAGGAAUGAAUGUGCCGCAUUAUCGCUCCUCAAGCAUACUUGCAAGUCAAUGCUUGAAGCGUAUCCACGUUCCCUCGCAGCUGAUAAGUCUGCAAUCUCCAGUAAUACCCUUUCUCCCUUCUCCAACGAGCGCCACGCGUGCAUUCAUGUCAAAUCUGAGAAACUUGUCCUCUGUCACUACAUCAAUUUUGCCAAGACUGCACUAAACCUCGCACGCUGCCAUGAUGGUGAAUUCGAGGCCACUGUUUCCAGGCUUUUUGACGAACCUGUUCAUCGUCACGUUGCUAGCUAUUGCAAUGGCAUAGUACGGCAAGUGCGUCAUGCUGUCCCCAAGCUUUUAUCUGUCGAGUCUGACAGGAGGCAGCACAAACUUAACCUAUCUACGCCCACAAUUGUGUAGUCUAGUCGACAGGCAAUUUCUCGUGUGCCCGCUCCUUCGUGAGCAGACUGACGUCCGAAAUUCCGCCAAGGGCAGA